GCGUGCAGGCAAAUCUCCCGCCCCCGGCGCUCAGUCUGAGGCGGAGAGCGGAGAGUGCAGAGCUUUGCUGUUUGCUGUUGAAUUCCUUUAACUCCACUUCUGUUACGGGUGUUGUGCGUCUAUUCAAAAUCUGCCCCUCCUCCUCCAGUGAAGCUCCUUUUCCACCAGUGAAGCUCCACUUCCAGUAAAGCCCCUCCUCCUCCAGUGAAGCCCCUCCUCCUCCAGUGAAGCUCCUCCUCCUCCAGUGAAGCUCUUCCUCCUCCAGUUCAGCUAUAAACACUGGAAUAUUCCUAUCAGGCUCCAGUGAAGAGUUGAUUGAAGGACAGCGAGAACAUGAGUGAUCCAGAACCCUGCAGAAUUAAACAUGAAGACACUGAACAACAAAUAGACCUAAUUGAAGAGAAUGAGGAGAUUAAAGAGGAGGAACAUCAUGUCAAAAUUGAGGAAAAUCAUUUACAGACUGAUGGUAUUUUCAAAAGGAGAGACAAGAAUCGUUUCACCUGCACUCAGUGUGGAAGGAGUUUGGCAAGACAAAGCAAUCUUAAGAUUCACAUGAGGAUCCACACUGGAGAGAAACCAUACACAUGCACUCAUUGUCGGAAGAGUUUCAGCCGAGCACCAUCCCUUUAUAGACACAUGAAAAUCCACACUGGAGAGAAACCAUUCACCUGCACUCAGUGUGGGAAGAGUUUCAUCCAGUCAUCACACCUUAAUCAACACAUAAGGAUCCACACUGGAGAGAAACCAUUCACAUGCACUGUGUGUGGGAACAAUUUCAACCACUCAUCAUCCCUUAAUCUACACAUGAAGAGCCACACUGGUAUACGAGAGCAUAUGUGCUUUGAGUGUGAGAAGAGUUUUAUUACAGCUGGAGACCUAAAACGGCACCAGAGGAUUCACACUGGAGAGAAACCGUACAAGUGUUCACACCCUUACAAAAAAUAACUGCAGUAAAGUGAAGUAAAUCUGCAGGACAACAGCAGUAUAUAGAAGGAUAACUGCAGUAAAAUUAAGUACAAUUGCAAACUUUCUUCAACACCACCUGCCAGGAAGUUUCUAGUAUGUCUAGUAAGAGCUUGAUUAGCUGGUUCAGGUGUGUUUGAUUAGGGUUGGAGCUAAACUCUUUAGGACACCGACACUCCAGGACCGAGUUUGGACAUCCCUGCAUUAAAUUAACUGAGAGGGCUCUUACAAAAAAUAACUGCAGUUUAAAAAAAAGAGAAUACUGCAGAUUUUAAAAGAAAUACUGGCGUUUUAGGAAACUUCUGAAAAGUUAUUGCAAAUAUAUAUUGCAGUAUUACUGCAAUACAACUCAAUUACUACUACAGUACAACUACUGCAAUAGUACUGAAGCACUACAACUACUAUAAUGCAGUACUGCUACUACUACAACUGAAGUAAUUCUACAAUACAACUGCAGUACAGCUACUGUUUUUCCUGCUAGGUAGACCAUGGUUUCCUAAUGAGGUUUCAGUACUUCAGUUGUACUACCACAAUAUAUUGUAUUGCACUUUUCAGAAGUAUAACUACAGAAAUACAUCUACUGUACUGCAAUACAUAAUAAAACUAAGGUGCACUUUUAAUACUUCUAUACCUAAGUGCAAUAAGUGUUUAACAUGUAUUGCAAUACUGCAUUAUAGUAGUUCUAGUACUUCAGUACCAUUGCAGUAGUUGUACUGCAGUUAAGUGUAUUGUAGUACUUCAGUUGUAUUGCAGUAAUACUGUAAUAUACUUAAAUACAGUUUUUUUUCGUGUCUAAAAAAACGGCACUUUCCAGAAGUUACUAAAACUGCUGUAUUCCUUUAAAAACUGCAGUAAUUUUUUGUAAGGGCACUGUGACGAGGUUUAAUCAGUUCCCAAAUCUGAACACUCAUGAAAUGACUCAAACUGGAGAGAAACCGCACAAGUGUUCACACUGUGAAAAGACGUUCAGAGAUUUACGAAAAAUAAAAAGACAUGAGAGGAUUCACACUGGAGGGAGACCAUACACAUGCACUCAGUGUGGGAAGAGCUUCAGCCAAUCAUCAGACCUAAAUCCACACUGGUAUGAGAGAGUUUAUGUGCCUUGAGUGUACAAAGACUUUAAUUACAGCUGGAGGUGUGAAACUGCACCAGAGGAUUCACACUGGAGAGAAACGUUCAGUAUCUACUAGGGAGGCACAUGUUUAACCGUUAACCAAACGGAUGCAAUUUUAACUGAUUAAUGGUAUCAGUUAAAAAUUAUUAUUUUAUUUAGUAUUUUUUAUGUUUGCUGCAUUAAUAUGCAACACAUAUUUAGUAACUCGCGGGGUGUAACCAUGUGUAACCACAUGUGCCUACAGAUCUAUUUUUCCAAAGGAGCAAAAUGAAAGGAGAGGAAAGAAGGAUAUUGCUUGCCACGACAGACGAGUUGAUAGUGAAAUAAUGUUUGUAAAUGCUGAGUGAUGGUAUACUGUUUUCCAACACUCUGAUACUCCUGUACUGCAGUGGGUGGGGUUGUAAAUGUGUUGCGCUCCUCUCAUGAACUGCUAAAAACAAUGAUGGCGGCUGAGAGAGUAAGGAAAGCAGCACCACUGCGGCACACUAUAACUUUACAUUGUUUUCUAUUUGCUGUGGACAGACACUGAAUGGAGCAGAAGUGUGCAAAAAUAGAAAAUAUGUGCUGUUAUGAGGUGGGCUUCUGAUCUGGUGUGUGUCCACUUCUGAGUCUUUAAAAACUUUCUGCGAUUGAUCGCACAGGUGCGGAUACUUCUGUACAGCUCUGCUGCUCCACUCUCCAGUGUAUUCUUGUGGCUAGUGUUGUUGUUUUGAUUGAUGUUCUCUGUCUGAACCUCUGAAUGAGAAACAAAUCAAUGGGAAGAAACCGCACAUCAAAGAAGGGGGAGCUCCAGGAGACGCCCACUGAUUGCGUAAUCUUUAUGGGCCAAUAGUAGCUCAAAGGUGUUUAGGAGCCUAAACCAAUUCCCCAAAAAUCGGGGGCUGUUUCCAACUGUUUAAAUGAACUCAAUAAGAACAUUAUGUCAGUCUGAGUUUGUUAAAAAUUUCGUCAUCUUAGUUUAUUCUUCAAUUUGGUUUGCAGUAUACCAAGGCCUUAAGUGUGGAAAGCCGGUUCAUUUGU
This is a messenger RNA of Danio aesculapii, 3097 nucleotides long. Its product is annotated as gastrula zinc finger protein XlCGF49.1-like. Gene Ontology annotation, biological process: regulation of transcription by RNA polymerase II. Gene Ontology annotation, molecular function: DNA-binding transcription factor activity, RNA polymerase II-specific; RNA polymerase II cis-regulatory region sequence-specific DNA binding. NCBI's taxonomy places the organism in Eukaryota, Metazoa, Chordata, Actinopteri, Cypriniformes, Danionidae. The coding region runs from base 334 to 945 and encodes 203 amino acids. The transcript has 3 exons. The record is from RefSeq and is a predicted model, not a curated record.